This is a messenger RNA of Suillus paluster, 531 nucleotides long. RefSeq lists its product as uncharacterized. The record is from RefSeq and is a predicted model, not a curated record. Bases 1 to 531 code for a protein of 176 amino acids. The transcript is spliced from 2 exons. NCBI's taxonomy places the organism in Eukaryota, Fungi, Basidiomycota, Agaricomycetes, Boletales, Suillaceae.
AUGGCUCGUGAUCACAUUUCUACUCUCAUCACCGACGUUCGAAAGGGCCAGGCACGUCUCCCACCAAUCGAUCAGCCCAGUGAAUACCUUCGUUCUCAUUGCCUGCUUUGUUUCGGAGGAAAUACUUACCACAGAUCAGAUGAUCAUUCUAUCCCAGAUGUUAUCAUUUGCAUAGAUGCUUGUUUUACCCAAAAAUGUUCAACUAAUCCUCGUGGUGCUGACAGUAUCAACCCUCCUAAUCCAACUCCAACGUUCUUUCUAUCAAACGACGAUGUCAAAGCGAUGGAGGAUUUUGUACAGAGUUGUCGUGGAGAGAGACGUCAAGCACAGGCCUCUAGAGCGGAAGGUGACGAGGAUCACUAUGAAGAAGGGAUGCGUGUGCCAGUGUCUGUGUUGAACGGAUGUGGAGAAUCCUUUGUAGCUGCAGAUGAAAAGCGUGAAAAGGCAAGUACUCGUUUUUUUACCGACACAGGCCUGAUGGCCCUGCUAUGUAGACAUGACCAUGUCCUCUGGCUUGUCAACCUCACAUAA